AUGCCAUCCUCACAAGUUUCCAACAAUGCCUUCAAUGAGGCAACCACUGGUGUCCUGCAAAUUUUGGCAAGAGCCUUGCAGUGGACCGAAGGUCCGGCCGGCCACCUGGAAAUGGCCACGGAGAUGGCAACCAUCAUGACUCUGGCAUUUCAAAGUCAUGCAUGGUCAGCGACUGCGAUUCCGCUGAUCUUGCUCUCGGCAGCCAUGGAAUUGAUGGAGCAUGUAGAUCAUGUUGGCCAGACAUCAUUUCUUACUGUCCUGGUGUGGAAGAACAUCAAGUGUGAUGACCCUCGCAUCGAGCACCAUCAUUUAUAUGGCAUGGCUCACAAGGGCCUGACUGCAUGGAUCCCAGCACCGAUUUCACAACCUCCAGAUACACCUCCUGUCACAAAUCCACCAGCGGUCCCUUCAUUGGCAGCAAAGUCAAAGCCACCUGGAAGUGACAAAAUCAAAAUUGUUGGGGAUAUCACCAAAAGUGAUCCUUUUCAGAAGAGGAAGCGGAGGUCCACUGGUGCAUCCGAAGAGGUUGCCAUUGGCCAUGAAGAAAAGGUCAUCACACCAGCGAGUGUGGACAAAGACAUAGCUGAGAUUGUUGCACUGGGACCUACAAAUACAACACCAACUAGGCCAAAGCCAAAGCCGAAAAACAAGCAGGUAGAAAUAGUAGUCUCCUCUGGGUCGGACGUACCAAUGGAUAGGAAAGGGAAGGGAAAGGAAGCUACGUUGCUGGUGGAGACAGACUGGCGGGACUAUGAGCGGAGGAAGUCUAGAGCUCCUUGGUAUGAGAUUCAGAAACGGGUUAGCACUAGGACUGCCACACGUGACUGGCAAACAAGUGGAGCUAUGUUUAUGGAACACAAGGCAUCGGCUGCCCCUGAGCCUGUUGCCAUGAUGAACAUGGUGGUGGAGGCUGAUGUCAAUGCUAACACUCCCAUCACCGUGAUUCCACUGACACCGGCUCCUUGUCUCAAAGACUCACCUCCGUCAUCCGCCAGGGACAUGGUAAUUGACUUGUCCAGUGAUACUGUUGUAAGGGAUUUGCAGGCCAUGACACUAGAGGUGGUAGGUGAUUUGGUGUCACCCUUCAUGGUCGUUCAGGACACCAUCAAUCACCUUCAGGCUCAGGUGGCUGACAUCCGAAGUCAGAACACCAAGAUGGCCGAGUUGGUUCAAACCAUGAAUGCCCGGCUUGGUGCCCAGGAUACCGACAUCCACACCAUGGAGAAAAUGUGUGCCGAGAUCACCAUAUUGCAAGAGGAGGUUAAGGCCUUACAUGCUGAAUCGCAGACUCGUGAGACUCAGAUCUGGAAUGCUGAUGCAAUGUUGACUGCACAAGGAAAUUGUACUGCCGUCCUGAUGGAUGCCUAUGAAUCCAUCCAUCAAUGUGUUGUACCCAACCUGCCUGUCCCUCCUCAUUUUAAUAAUGCUGUAUUCUUUCCUGCUGCUGGUCACACAGCUCCAUACAGUCAAGGCAUGAGCGCCGGGCAGGCACAGGCAAUGGAAUGGCUUUAUUUCAAUUUCACACCAGGUCCAUCCAUGAUUGCCAGUAACUCCAUUCUGAAUAUUGCCGCCACCCACGCCGGACCUUCAGGUUCCCAGACCAACCCUCCCUCUAGUGAAUUGGCAUCUAGGAAAGUUCCCGCCUAA
Suillus fuscotomentosus is the source of this 1647-nucleotide messenger RNA. RefSeq lists its product as uncharacterized. The coding region runs from base 1 to 1647 and encodes 548 amino acids. The record is from RefSeq and is a predicted model, not a curated record. NCBI's taxonomy places the organism in Eukaryota, Fungi, Basidiomycota, Agaricomycetes, Boletales, Suillaceae. The transcript has 6 exons.